Messenger RNA from Patiria miniata (bat star), 6405 nucleotides. RefSeq lists its product as uncharacterized. Gene Ontology annotation, molecular function: nucleic acid binding. The coding region runs from base 1 to 6405 and encodes 2134 amino acids. Lineage: Eukaryota; Metazoa; Echinodermata; Asteroidea; Valvatida; Asterinidae. Gene Ontology annotation, biological process: DNA integration. The record is from RefSeq and is a predicted model, not a curated record. The transcript is spliced from 3 exons.
AUGGAUUCCAGAAGACCAUCUCCAUCACGUAGUGGUAGGAGUUCAAGGUCAGUCACCUCACGUUCCCCAUCAGAACUUGCACGACAGUUGGCUAAGCAACAGUCUCGUCAAAAGCUUCUGGUGCUGGCUAGAGCAGCCGAGAACGAACGAGCAAGGAUUCGUCGAGAGGCAAUUCAGCGUGAAGCAAGCCAAAGGUUAGCCAGUCUCGAAGAUGAAGAGCAUAUGCGUCAAAUUGACUUCGAGCUCAGGAAGGCAGAAAGCCAGCUUGAAUCCGAUUUGCUCCUUCAGGAACUCGAGACACAGGAUACAGACCUCCAGCAGAGGGAACUUCUUGAGAGUGACCGUAGGAGCAGAACUUUGAACUGGGUUAAUGACAGUGUAGCUUCUGAUCGUGACCAUUCUGAGGCUGUAGGCGAUGAUACCCCCAACAUUGAGCCCAUUUUAGCAACAUCUGGUGAACCCGUAAGUAUGAGUUUCAGUGGAUCUGUUCAAUCAAAUUAUGGUUCAGUGACUAAAGUGGGGGGUACGGUUACCGAUUUCCUUGGGAUAACUUCCUCAACAGCUAUGCCGAGAUUGCAUCCAGCGAGCUAUACCCUUGCUUGCCCACCAGCGUCCGUCACGCUGGUGCAGCGCGCGUCGAAUUCCGCAUUUCUGUAUGGCGAUGUAGGGGCAGCGAAUACUAACUUCAGGUCAGUGCCUUCGGUACUUAAUCCAAUGUCAGUCCCUUUCACUCCUACUGUUGUAGUUACCUCAGUCUCUCCACAGCCUGCUGGAGAUGGGCGGCUUCCCAGUGUCCUACCGAGUGCUAAGUUGGGGAUCAUCUCAUCACCCGCCAAUUCCCAGACGCCAGGAGGUGAGAAUGAUCAUCGUAACCCGGCCCUGCCGGCAGGUAACAAGUUGCCAAGGUCACCGGAACACUCACAGCAGGAUGAGUCUGGUUGUAUUAAAUCAGCUAAUCCCAACCUGAGUGAUUCGAGUCACGCUGGCACCCCACCUAAAAAUGACUGUGAUUGCAUUGGCAGAAAGAACGACCACGAGUCCAGCAAGGUCUCCACUUCCCAAGCCAGAUCAAGUCCAGCUCCGGUUCCAAGUGUUCCUGCACCACUUACCUAUGGGUAUGGUAUGCUGAGGGACAGUCUACCGAAGCUCGACAUUCCCAAGUUCAACGACGAGCACAAUGUGAAACAAUAUGUCACCUUCAGGUCUCUUUGGGACAGUAUCAUGAACAGAUCAGAGUGUGGUUUACCAGAGGCUACCAAAUUCGCUUAUUUGCGUGGUCAUCUGGGUGGGCGUCCCUUGGCGAUUGCAGAUAGAAAUCUUGUCCUCGGGGACGACGCUUAUUCGACAACGAUGAAGCAAUUCCAGAAGGUGUUUGGAGAACCAGGAAGGGUUGUUCAAGGUUUGCUGAGCCAGCUGGAAACGUAUUCCCAACUUUCAAACAGUGAUUGGGCAGGCUUGCGAGAUUUUUCCGAUGAGGUUGCCACGAUGGUUCAGACGUCCAAGAAAUUGGGCUUUGAGGUGGAGCUCAGGCACCAUAAGUAUGCUGUAGAGUUAGCAAGUAAACUCCCAGAACGGCUGCAUACAGAUUUUUUGUCGAAGAUGUGGCAUCGAGAUCGUGGAUUGACGUACACCGUAGAGCAUCUCAGUGAAUGGCUGGAAAGGAAGAGUGGUCCCGUUGGGCUAAUUCUUUUGGAGAAGUCACAGAAGGUCAAGUCAAGUAAGGGUUCAGUCCAAAAGCAACAAUAUGGCAACAGUCACCGACAACCACCAAGAAAACCUGCAUUUGGUGCUCCGCCGUCUGCGAAGACAUACGUAGCCAAGACAAACUCACCCCAGCCAGAUAGAGCUAAGAUUGGUAGCAAUGGGUCAGCAGACUGGGCGGCCAAGAGGGCAACAUGUCUGUUCUGCCAGGUCAGUGAAUCAGGCCAUUAUCUGGAGACGUGUGACAAAUUCCUCAAGUUGAAUCUGGAGCAAAAGAUGAAGUGGCUGAAAGCAAAUGACCGAUGCUUCAAGUGUGGCAAGAAACAUGGAAAAGAUUGCCAAUUCCCUAAAAGGUGCAAGGAGUGUGAGGGUGAUCACCGAAGCAGCCUACAUGAUGUGGCUACGAAGUCAGCUGCAAAACCAAAGGGUGCUGCGCUCUGCACAGGGGUUGGUACUAAAACCCUGAGUCUUGACUAUGAACGGGAUGUCUUAAUAAAGACCGUUCCACUCACUCUGUAUGGACCGGAGGGGGAGUUAAACACCUUUGGGGUACUUGAUGAGUGUGCAGAGAGAACCAUGAUUGUCCCUUGGGCUGCAAAAAUGUUGAACAUUCCAGGGAAGGAAGAAACUCUAAGAGUUGAGACUGUCAUGGGAGACACCAACUGGGCAGGCAAAUGUGUUGACUUUGCAGUGUCAGCCCGAGGAGAUCCCGGCCAGCAGUUCCUGAUCACAUGUGCGUUCACCGCCGACAACAUUCAGUUGACUGACUACAGUGUUUCAGCUGACAGGUUGCAAUCCAAGUGGCCACAUCUGAGGAAUCUGCCUCUGUUCUCUGCGGAUCGAGUCAAGCCAGCAGUGUUAAUCGGGGCUGACAUCAUUGAGUUGACCCUCUCCACUGAAGUACGCACUGGGCCCAAGAUGAGGUCCCCAGUAGCAGUGAACACACUCUUCGGCUGGACGGUUCAGGGCAGACAGGGUUUGCAGUAUUCCGGAACCAUUCCUGAGAGCAAGCAAAUUUUGUUCACUGCGUGUCAAGACCCAGAGCACCAGCUCCACCGUAUGAUGGACCGGUUCAUGACCAUCGAUAAGUUGCCACAUGUCAACACAAAGGAGGUAACCCGCUCCAAGGAGGACAAACUUGCAAUCAAAAUUCUUGAGGAAAACACAGAACGUGUGAAGGUAGAUGGGGUUCAACGCCUUCAAACGCCAUUGCUGAAGAAGUCAGGGAGAGAACUUCCAUCCGGUACCCCAGAAUCUGUUCGUGCAUUGGCACGCUCCCACCGGAGGAAGAUGAUAGCCAACCCAGCCAUGGCCGAAUAUUGUCGGACAUAUAUGCAGAAGUUGAGAGACCAAGGACAUGUUCAAUGCCUCGGCCCAGUGGAGGACUUGACGCCUGAUGCACUGCAGGGGUGGUACAUACCAUAUCACGUCGUCUACAGCAGCGGCAAACAUCGGUUGGUUUUCAACUGCUCUUUCACAUUUGCUGGCCAGAAUUUGAAUGAGGUGUUGUUGGCAGGUCCAACACUGGGUCCAUCAUUGUUGGAAGUACUCCUGCGUUUCAGACAACGAAGAGUGGCAGUCUCUGGAGAUAUAACUGCCAUGUUUCAUCAGAUCAGGUUGUCCCCUUCUGAACGACGGGCAUUCAGGUUCUUGUGGUGGGAUGAAGCCUCAGAAAAAUGGGUAGUUGUUGAAUGGGUGGUCUUGCCAUUUGGUGCUGCCUGCAGCCCGUGUUGUGCAACGUUUGCUCUGCAAAAGCAUGCCAGGGAUUUCAACCAACAGUACCCUCUUGUUCGGGACACAAUCGAACAAGAAACCUAUGUUGACAACCAGCUGGCGAGUAGGGAUACUGUCGAGCAAGCCAGGAACCUGGUCAACAGUACACGCCAGUGCCUGCAGGAAGCUGGCUUCCAGAUGGUAAAGUACGCCAGUAGCCAUACAGAAGCAGUCGAGCACUUACCACAAGAGGCCCGAUCUGAUCGUCAUGUUCGGUCCCUCUCCCUAGAUCAGUGGGAUGGGGAUCCGGAACCAGCAUUAGGACUUCACUGGGAUUGCAGAAGUGAUGAGUUAUAUCACCCAGCCAAACUUCCUCAGCUUGGACCGCUCACCAAGCGAACUGCGCUCAGGUUGCUAGCGAGUCAGUUUGAACCCCUUGGUGACAUUGCCCCUUUCACGGCCAGGGCAAAGUUGAUUGUUCAGGAGUUAUGGAUGUCCAAACUCGAUUGGGAUGAAGAGGUGACUAGUGUUGAUAUCCAAAACAGGUGGCAAGAAUGGUGUUCAGAACUACAACAUAUUCCUUUGGUUCGGCUUCCGCGUUGCUACACUCCGUUUCAGGUUGACACUGGCAGUGCAAAAAGGAGUCUCCAUGUGUUCUGUGAUGCCUCUGAGAAACUCUAUGGCGCAGUUGGCUACUUACGCUCUACAGACGAAGGAGGAGAUGUCCAUCUGGGUUUUGUACUUGCAAAGUGCCGAGUGGCCCCCAAACGUCAGCUGUCAAUACCACGCCUCGAACUUAUGGCCGCUUUGGUGGGAGCACAGCUUUCCAAGACUGUGCGUGAUGCCCUCACAGUUGACAUAGAUGACACAGUUAUGUGGUCUGACUCUACAACUGUACUUACCUGGAUCAAUUCAGAUUCUUGUCGGUACAAGGUCUUUGUAGGAACACGGAUUGCAGAAAUACAAACCCUUACUGAAGGUGACAAGUGGAUGUAUGUCAACACGAAGGAAAACCCUGCAGAUGACAUCACCCGUGGACUGUCUGUUUCUGAGCUUGGUAAAGGCUCACGAUGGACUGAAGGGCCUCCUUGGUUACUGCAUCCCCCAGAUACCUGGCAGUGUGACCGUGCACCAGUGAGUGUGCCUGAUGAAUUGUCAGUAGUGGAAGAGAAGGAGAUCAAGAAAUCUCUGUUUUGUGGCCUGACAGCGGCUGAUUCUGUGGUUAGUCCAGUGGCGGAUGUGGACUUGUGUGCCUUUGAUAAUUGGACUGCACUUGUGGAUGCAGCAGGAAAGCAGGUUUAUGCCAAGGUAAACCUGGAGGGUGGUGUACUCGAUCCUGACCAGAUCUCUGAAGUAGAGUGUCAGCUACUUCAGCGUGCCCAGCAGGAAAGUUUUCCUCAAGAGCUAGUGGCUCUUGUUGCUGGCAAGCAGGUACAUCGUUCCAGUCGCUUACUUCAACUUGCUCCAGAACUUGACACCUCCAGCAAACUUAUUCGAGUAGGUGGUCGACUCCGAAAUAUACAGAAAGAUGACUCAGUACCCUUGGAACCACACCCAGUAGUCCUCGAUCCCCACCAUCCUGUCACCAAGCUACUCAUCAAGGAGGUUGAUGAACAUUUCCAUCAUCAAGUCGGGACUGAUCAGGUGUUCGCCCAUCUGAGGCGAAGAUAUUGGGUAUUGCGUGGGCGGAGUGCAGUGAAAGGCAUACUCCGCAGUUGUGUUCAGUGUCAACGCUGGCGCAAAAAACCAGAGGUCCCUCGUAUGGCAGAUCUUCCCAAGUGUCGACUUAGGUUACACAAGCCACCUUUCUUUUCAACUGGGAUGGAUUGUUUUGGUCCUAUGUCUGUCAAAGUUGGGAGGCGUGAUGAGAAACGCUGGGGUCUGAUAUUUAAAUGCAUGACCACUAGGGCUGUCCAUCUUGAACUGGUGGCCAGCAUGGAUACCGAUCAAUUCCUUAUGGCGUAUCGGCGCUUCGCCUCUCGCAGAGGGGUGCCCUACGAGUUGCUUAGUGAUUGUGGCACCAACUUUAAGGGUGCGGACUCCGAGAUCCAGAAUUCUCUGAAGGAGAUGGAACCAGCUAUGGUGCAGAAACUCUCCAAGUACAAGGUUCGCUUUCGAUUUAACCCUCCUAACGCUCCCCAUUUUGGUGGAACUUGGGAGCGAGAAGUUCGUUCUGUGAAGGGGGCUCUACGGGCUGUGCUGCAAGACCGUACAGUUUUUGAGCCUGUACUACAUACCCUCUUAGUCGAAGUCGAAGGUAUGAUGAACUCCAAACCAUUAGGUUAUGCCUCCACAGAUAUUGCUGAUGCCGAUCCAGUCACCCCCAACAUGUUGUUGAUGGGGCGGCGGGACCCUGCCUUACCAAUGGUUCUGUAUGAUGAGUCUGAUUUAAGGGGACGACGCAGUUGGCGUCACAGUCAGAUUUUGGCCGACCAGUUUUGGCGUCAAUUCAUUCGUUCCUACCUGCCUGCCAUGCAAGUACGCCAAAAGUGGCAACAGGAAGUAGGAAAUCUUGCAGUUGGAGAAGUUGUAAUGAUCGUUGAUCCCCAGCUCACUAGGUCCCAAUGGCCAGUUGGUAAAGUUUCUGAACUACUCCCAUCCAGUGACGACCGCGUCAGGGCUGUUCGUGUUAAGUUUAACUUUUCAGGCAUUCGUCCAAAGUUCCUGUUAGUAACAGUUCCUGUUGAGUUUGAUGAGUGGUGCCCAACCUCCGAUAUUGUACUUAAACCAGAUGAACAUGAGUUGAGCAAUGCCUAUGAUUGUUUUGCAAGCAGACUAAAGAUUCAAGUAAAAGAACAGCUGAAUGUUGCUCGUAUGAGGGACUCCACCAUCACCGUGCAAGUGCCAGUGCAAAAACAGAAGUUCAACAAAUUCUUGAGGGAUGUGAAUGCUUCUCUGUGGGAAAACCAACGGCGCCAGGGAGGUGUAUCGAGCAACAAUUCCUUCAGUAGGACAGGUGCUGGGAAAGGAUUGGUGGUUCCGAAUAUGUAA